CAUCUAAACGCGGCUAAGCAAAAGUAAGAUAGAAUUUUACAAGGAGGAGGGAUUUCUGUUCAUCUAACUGUUUUGCACGGCGAUGAAAGGAUAUUCGGCCCUAACAUAAUAGAUCGAAAGAGUGAAAAUAUAUUGUUGUUGUCACAUGAAGAAAUGAUCGCGUUGUAUUGAAGCUCGAAAUUAUAUCAGUGGUUCAUAUUGGGUUGCGUGUCGAACUAAGAACACGUGGGAAAAGUGAAAUAAAAUUAACUAAUAAUAAAUAGCUGAUCUUUUAACGGCCUCAGCAAGCUCAGAAUAGACUGAAGGAGUGCAAUUGUAAAUAGCUAUAAUUAAUCGGACGGACGUCAAAAUGUCUACAAGUGCCAAAGGGAGAAAAAACACGCACAAAAAUAAUUCUUAUACUUUUGCUCGGCCGGAAAAAUCUUUCAAUGGAAACAAAUCAUCGGAUGCAUCGGAUUGCGAAAAGAAAUGGUUCGAAGUUUAUACGCAAUAUCCAUGUAGCGGCGAAAUCGAAGACAUGAAAGAGAGUGAAUUUACGGAACUGUGCAAGAUUUGCCGUUCCUCAUACGAGCAAGAAAAAUCGACAUUUUCAAAAAAAAAUCCAUCGGAUGUUCGGUGGUUACAAAGUGCUCUACGUAAGGGCACAGCUAAGGAUCGUGCAAAUGCUGGUGUGCUUUUAGUUGCAACUAAUCCCUUAGCCAGCUUAGAUGUGUUGGCUAUAUUAAUGGAUCUUACUAGGCUAUCAAAUAAAUCCUGUACUGAUGUUAUCCCUGUUGUAACCGAUAUGUGGAAGGAAGUUUUGUUACCACCACACCGCAAGCUUUACUCUAUCCAAAUGCGCGCUGCCGAUUGGAAAAACGUACGGAAAGAUGCUUCUCUAACAAAUGAAGAGAAGCGACGUAUAUAUGCUUAUUGGCAUUUUGAAAAUGAACUGAAGGAUCAAUACUUUGAAUUUUUGAAGAAUAUUCAACAGGGAAUACAAAAGGGUCAAGAAAUUAAUAAAAAAGUGUCAAUAGUGCACGCGGCUCAGCUGUUAGCCGUUGCUUCUGAGAAGGAGCAAUUAUUACUAACUAUGUUAAUUAACAAACUGGGGGAUCCAAUUGCUAAAAUAGCUUCUAAAGCUUUGCACCAUUUAACGGAAAUAGCAUAUCAACAUCCGAAUAUGUGCGGAGUUAUCGUGACAGAAACUGAAAAGCUGCUUUUUCGAAAUAAUAUAUCUGAUAGAGCUCAGCAUUUUGCUCUCUGCUUUUUGGCAAGCAUUGCAUCUUUAUGCCAUACAAACAUAUGUACGAAGCUUUCUCACAUAUGUUUCUCCCUGUUUAAGGUACUUGUGGCGAAAGGUGCGGUUAAUAAUCGUACCAUGCAAGCAAUACUUCGAUGCCUACAAAAGGCUAUUGCGCAUGGAAAACAAACAGAGGACAAUAAUGAAAUGCUUAGUGAAGACAUGCGAAACACAAUAUAUCGUUUGGUGCACUUAGCUGAUAUACGCGUUUCGGUACAAACACUGGGUUUGUUAUUACAGUUUGUAACGGUAAGGACGGAAAAGAGCGACCGUUUCUAUAACGCGCUAUAUGCCAAACUGCUUGAUUUAAACCUUACAACGAUUGGUGGUAAAACUGCUGCUCAAUUCCUUCACAUUUUUCACCGCGCCGUACAUUACGAUUCGAAUAUACAUCGAGCGAAAGCGUUUAUUAAGAGGUUAUUUCAGUUAGCCUUAUAUAUGCCAUCAAAUAUAUCUGCAGGCUGUUUGAUAGUCAUUCAUAAAUUGCUGCACAGUCGUAAGGAGUUAAUUAAAGACGGAAAGGAAGAUAACUUUGUAGAGAAAAGUUUUGUUGAUAUUGAAGACUUUGAAAAAUUCGAUGGCGAUUGCGAGGAGAAGUAUGAAGAUGUAUUAGAUGAUGAUGUCGAACAAACAAAAAAGAAGAAUUUCGCCAAUGAACCAAAGUCUACAAAUAAUGAAAAGGAACACUCAUCCUGGCAUCAUGCAAAAUUUAAUCCGUCAUCUAGAGAAGAAAACGUUUUCGAGUUAAAUGACUAUAAAAAAACGUAUGAUCCGUAUCAUCGUUCACCUACAUAUUCUGGGGCUGAGUUUGCAGCGCAUAAUGAGUUGUUAUGCUUACAUAAGCAUUUUCAUCCUACAAUUAAAGUAUUUGCCGAAAACAUUACAGAAGGUAAACGAAUCAAUUAUUAUGGCGAUCCUUUGAAUGAUUUUGGGUUAUCUCACUUCUUGGAAAGAUUCUCAUUUAAAAAUCCUAAAAAGAUUAAUGAAUUAAAAACUGAAAAUCAAGUGGCACAUGGAAAGGAUUAUCUGGCAAAAGGCUCACGUGGCUUGCCUAUAAAAUCUCUGACGAAGGCCACUUGUACCGAAGAUGAAAUAUACAUUUUCAACUUUUUCGAACAAAAGCGUCAAAAAGCUGCUUCUAAAGAAAUUCGACCGUUAGAUAACGAGGACGAUGAUUUACAAACAAAUGAAGUCAACGAUGAUGAGUUUGAAGAAUAUUUAAAUGGUUACUUUGGUAAAAAAGUUAAGAAGGGAGAAAGCGAUAAGGACCAGCAAGACUUGGACUUUCUCAAGGAGCUGGGAGAUGAUCUUCAAGCCGAAACGACGAAGGGUAAAAAGAAAAAAGAGAAAAACAAUGUUGACGUGGAUGAUGCAAAUGAUGUCGACUGGACGGAUGACGAAGAGGAUGCUGAUUUCAUUGGUAGCGAAAAUUCGGAUGAUGAAAAUGGUUCCGCUAGUUAUGAUGAAGAAAGCGAUGCCUCAACAUCAGUAAAUGAAAGCGAAUGCAGUGACAGUGAUAAGCCGGCCGAGCCAAGUUUCGAUAGCCCGUCAAUAAAAUCGAAAAGGUUACGUAAACCAUCUACAUCUUCCCACAUGGAUGGAAGGAGCUUUGCAAAGAAAUUGAAAUCUAGUGACGAUAUGACGAAGUUAUUCGCCGCCGCUGAUGAUUUUUCAGAAUUAUUAGAGUCUUCAAAAGGAAAUAAGGCACAUGGAACAAUAAAUGCGGUAUUUAAUAAAGAUAAAUCAUCAGAAAAGCAGUUAAAAUGGGAAGAAGCUCGCCGCUCCAAUUCAAAAACAUAUAUGGGCCACCGAAAAAAAAAAUGUCGCAAACAAUAAAAUAAAAUAUGUCCUUGUAUUUUAUUAUAACAAAACCGGUCCCUAACCAAAGGCCCAGUUAGUUUAC
Messenger RNA from Glossina fuscipes, 3185 nucleotides. RefSeq names its product CCAAT/enhancer-binding protein zeta (gene Noc1). Gene Ontology annotation, cellular component: nucleus. The coding region runs from base 350 to 3118 and encodes 922 amino acids. The record is from RefSeq and is a predicted model, not a curated record. NCBI's taxonomy places the organism in Eukaryota, Metazoa, Arthropoda, Insecta, Diptera, Glossinidae. The transcript is spliced from 6 exons.